This is a messenger RNA of Ostreobium quekettii, 1905 nucleotides long. Lineage: Eukaryota; Viridiplantae; Chlorophyta; Ulvophyceae; Bryopsidales; Ostreobiaceae. The record is from the annotation of a GenBank genome assembly.
GCUACCAGCCCUCCAAGGAAGCAAUGCUACUGCAAGGAAGGUUGGUUCGGCGAAGAGGUGAUGCCGUGGGCCCCCGACAGCAUGCUGCCCACAAGGAUCUGCAACAGACAAUCCAACCUCACGCUCGGAACUCCCGCCGAGUGGGAUGAGGAAUAUCCCAACAAGCAGAUAUCUGUGCCUUCAGGAGCCUUCGCCGUGUACUACCAGAUCGUCGAGGAAGCCGCAGAGAUCGAAUUUGCGAUCAAGGUGGCCACCGACAACUGGGUGGCUGUGGGCGUGCGAGCCGACUCCAUUCGGGGCGUUUCUCCUCCCGCGUCUUCGACCGCCGCACCCGUUUCCGAGGGAGAGCCCACAUCUGAGGGAGAGGCCACAUCUGAGGCAGAGCCCACGCCCGAGGGAGAACCCACCUCCGAGGCUGAUGCGGGUGAGGAAAUGGAGGGAUACGAGAAUAGGAAGGAAACAAAGGGAUACGACAUGGACGAUGAGAAGAAAGAGAACGGCAGCGAAUCUGAGUCUGAAGGUGCGGCGGUGGCGUCUGAGGGAACUGCAUCGGAGGAUGCUCCUGUGGCGUCUGAGGGAGCUGCAUCAGAGGAUGCUCCUGUGGCGCCGGAGGGGGCCGCGUCAGAAAACGCUCCCGCGGCGUCAGAGGGUGCUGCACAUGGAGGAUCUGGGAAUUCCGGUGGCGUUUGCACUACCGGAAACGCCAGCACUGCCCUAUGGGAUGAAUUUGUGCUGAUCACGGACAGCGAUGAGGAGGCGAACGACACAAAAGGGCGACGGCUCUUCGCAAUGCCGGUUCUGGAGGGAGAGGCAGAAGAAGUGGUGAUCUCGCGCCGUAUGCUUCCUGGACGCCACCUCGCCGGACCAUUGCAUCAUAUGACUAACGUGAUUCAGAGUGACCAUUCUGAAUACCCGGCUGUAUCCGAGGCAGCUGCCGACUCGGAAAGCGAGGCUGCCUCUGAGGGAGAGCCCUCUACCGGUGGUGCUGGGCCGACACUAACGUACUUCGGGGAGGAUAUUGUGGUGGGGUACGCCAAAGGCAACGCCUUCCGCAUCCAGGAUUCCUUCACGCCCAGCCGCGCCCGCCCUCUGCCGGACGUCUAUUUUGGCGGCGUGGACGACAUCCUGGACGCCGUGGGCAAGGAGGAAGACGGAACGACGUACCUCAAGUACCGUCGAGCUCUUCAGACGGACGACCAGGCUGGCGACUUCUGCAUCGUCGAGGACACGAUCUACCUCAUGAUCUAUGCCUACGGCCAGCCCGAGGACGUCUACACCCACAUUCCCAAUUCCUCCUUGGAAACGGGACGCGCCUCCAACAAAGCUUUCUACGGCCGAGACGAGCUCAAGUUCCACGGGGGCGGCAUUGGCGCUUCUUACGAAGGAAGGGGCGUUUUCGGCCGAGUGGAUUUCUUUGCCGCACCAGCGCCUGCAGGCGAGGGCGGCUGUGCGGCUUCGUCGCUGGAGGGCUACGACUGCAUGCAGGAGGUUAUUCCAGGGCAGUACGUGCUGAACUGGCGGGUGGAGGAGGACGGUGUGGCGCUGGCUGCAGAGGCUACCGCUGUGGGCUGGGUGGCCGUGGCGUGGCCCAGCUCGCCAGGGCAGAUGGUGGGAUCAGAGGCUGUGAUAGGAUGGACGGGCGACGGUGGGGAUUCGGUUGGGAUAUACGACCUGAACGGCAAGAGCGUCGAUGCCGUGAUGGCGACUAAUGGAACGUUCGAAAUCUCCGACAGCUCCGUUGAGGAGGUUGGCGGAAAGACCAUUCUUCGAUUUACCCGCAAGUUCGACAACGCGUUCCUUCUGGAGGGCCCCCAUGACCUCCUGGGCGCAUUCCAUCCUGACAGCGAUGGCUUGGCAUACCAUGGUUCCGGCAGGCAGGGCUUCGCUGUGAGUUUUGCACGCUAG